Messenger RNA from Fusarium fujikuroi IMI 58289, 762 nucleotides. RefSeq lists its product as uncharacterized. The transcript has a single exon. The record is from RefSeq and is a predicted model, not a curated record. NCBI's taxonomy places the organism in Eukaryota, Fungi, Ascomycota, Sordariomycetes, Hypocreales, Nectriaceae. The coding region runs from base 1 to 762 and encodes 253 amino acids.
AUGAACACGGCUUCUCACUCAGAGAAGCUCCCAGGGGACUUGCUGAUUCAUCUUAUGUGUUCUUUUUACUCCCCGAUAGAUCUUCGAUCAUUCAUCUCCGCGUCUCCGAUCUUUCUGCAGUGGUUUCAUGCGUACCGCCAGCCUGUUCUGAAGCCCAUAGCCGAGCUUUUGAAAGCAGCAUAUCAUGGCGACGUAUCAUUCACCCAUGACGCAAUUCGAGGCGUUCAGUUGCGGCUACAAGCUCAUCGGGUUCCUUACUUGGAUCCGUAUGAAAUUGAGGGAAGAAUGUAUCUGGUGGCUGCGUCCAAGUCUAUGAGCGAGAAAGAAUGGAGUGGCAGUCUCCCAUUUCUCUGUGAGCUAUUCAAGCAGCGGCAAGACGCUGAUACUCUUAUAUCAGAAUACGCUGUAGAUGCAUGGAACAACAUACUUGGUGAGGCCAGACGCAGGACCCAACGCGAUCCUUCCUUUGCCUGGCUUCCAGAGUUUGAUCAGCCUUUAGUCCUCUCCCCAAGCGAAAUUAUUUGUUUUGAAGAGGGAUUCCUCGCUUACGACUUUUAUCGACACCAUAUGUACCACGAUUUGGGACUUCUGGAAGGUACAGUGCGGCCAGAACUUUCGGGUCUUGAGUCAUUUGAGGAAACACGAUGGUGCUUGACCUCGUUUCAAUCUAUUUUCUAUUUCGUUUAUGUGAAGUAUCGCGAGCUCAUGCACCGCGCCGAUAGGGAGCUUCGUGGAGGAGGGGCCCUUGAUGGUAGCACAUAA